ACAAACAGCUUUACAUUGGGCUGCUGAGUAUGGACAGAUCGAUGUAACAAAAUGGUUAAUAGAUCAGGGAUGCAGUCCUUGGGUGAAAACAAAAAAGGGUCAGACUCCUUAUGAUAAGGUAACAAUAGAAAGCUAUGACUCUUAUAAAGAAAAAAGGAAGAAGAAAGAAGUGAUGGACUUCCUUAAGACUGUCAUGUUAAAGACUCCAGAAGAAUACACUAUGUUAAAUCGUUUAACGGGUAAAGAAACCUACGAAUCGUAUGACAUGCGCUGUAUGGUGACUGGCCAGUUCGCCGUGGGAAAAUCAAGUCUGGUGAAGCUAUUAGUGGGGGACGUCAUUCCCGAAGGAAGACAUCCUACAGAUGGUAUCUCUCUUCUUGAAGGUCGCUGUGGUCUUGAUGUCAAGACAAGAAAAUGGAUUCUUAUAAAUCCAGAAACUUAUAAUGCCAUGGAUGUUGUAUACAAUAAGGUAUUAAUGACCUCGAGAAAAGAAAAGGAACCUAAUCCAAAAGAAAAGUUGGACCAACAACAAGCAUCAGAUACAAGUCCUUCUGGAAGUAAAGAUGAAAUGGUAAAUCCAGGUGUUCUCCUACAGCAGUCACAAGCCAUAUCAUUGCCUCUUCCAUCAAAUACAUCAGAUAAUCUCUCCGACCAACCUCCAGCAGCCCUAACGUUAUCACCUCAGGUGUCCUCCAUUGUGCCUCUAUCACGACAGCAGCUGAAACAGAAAAUGAAAGCAAAGAUGACUAAAGAUGAAAUCAGAAGAAAAAUGGAAAAAGUCCUAAAGAGUGGAAAAUACAAGAUGAAAGUUGGACGACUAAUCUUCUGGGACUUUGGUGGACAGUAUGUCUAUUAUACAACACACCAGACCUUCAUGACCUAUAGAGCUUUGUUUCUUGUUGUAUUUGAUGGAAGCAAAGGAUUACAUGAACAGGUUCCUGAUGUGUUGUGUUUUCCUGGGCAGCAUAUGACUCCAACCCCAGCAGUAUUUUUACAACACUGGGUCAACUGUAUCCUUACCUAUUGUAAGGCAGUAUAUACAGGCAUUCCAAAGAUUUUGUUUGUUGCUACUCAUAAAGACAAAGUAACAAAAGAGGAUAUUGAAACACGGCGUACAGAGUUAUAUAGUGGAGUAGAAGAGUUAUUUAAAGACCACGAAGGACGAGAACAUCUGGUCAUCGACAACAAAAUAUUUGUCAAUGCAACAGACAAAACAGAUCCAGAGAUUGAUGUUCUAAAGAAAGCAAUCACAGAUCUUACCUUUCAACAUCCAUGUUGGGGAGAGGCAAUGCCCAAUGCCUCUGUUCCCCUUGAACUUGAGAUUGCUAAUUUGGUAGCAAAGGGGAAACAAGUAUUGUCAUUGUUGGAAGUUAAAGAAUUAAAUGCCAUCAGCAAAGUGUCUGUCUUGUCUAAUGAAGAGCUCAGUGAUUUUCUUUACUUCCAACACUCACUUGGCAAGAUAGUCUAUUUUGAUACCCCACAGUUGAGAGGUUAUGUGAUCAUAAGUCCACUACUUCUGGUUGAAGUUAUGAGAUCUUUUGUUACAGAUAUUGCCUUUUGGCCAAAGAAAGGUCUCAUAAGAAAUACUUUUGAAAGGAUGUCAGAAAGUGGAAUAGUACAAAGAAAAGAUCUUUAUCUUAUUUGGGAACAAAAGCACUUCAAUAAAAUAUCACCCUACAAAGAGUUCAUAUUUGAUAUGCUCAUCCACCUUGAUAUUCUAUCAGAGCAACGUAGAUAUGAUAUAAAUACGGGAAGUCGGUUACCAGUGGAAAACUUCUUUGUUCCCUGUAUGCUCACUCAAAGAAAUGACACAAGAUUCAUGACCCAUGAAUGCACACCAGAGAAAGCAAUCAGUCUAGCUUUUGUUUUCAAAGGGACUAUUAUACCACCAGCCUUACCAAAUCGUCUCAUUAGCGCAUGUCUCAGUAUGUGGACCGUGAAGACAUAUGAAGGAAAACAACUCCUGUUUUCAGGAUUCAUUGGUUUAUCAUUUGAUAAAGCACAUGAUAUUGUUGUAUGUGUUGAAGGUAACAAGAUAUUUCUCUACAUAGUCCAUGAAACCUCCAAUGGACUGAUAGUACCAGAUAUUGCCACUGGUAUCAAGGAAUGCAUGUUUACAACAUUGGAGAGAAUCUCAGAGUUCUAUAGGUCCACAGUCCAUGUCUCCUCCAGCAGCCAAAAACUACCCUUCCACAUUGAAUAUACAUGCUUCAGGUUAGAAUGCCAUAUAACUGAAGAGGCAGCAUUGACAACUGAUGAAUGGAUCUGUGAUAAACAUAAGAUUGUACAUACCAAAGACAAGUGGAAUAUUUGGAAUCAAGAUCAGGCAAAAGAAGAAUGUGAAUUAAACUGUCAAGGUUUACAAGAAGAUGCCUUAAAUCAGAUUCCAAGUGAUAUUGAACUUCAACGAUUUUCAUCACGAUGUGAGGAAACCUUAAUAAGAGAGUUGGCUAUACAUCUUGGUAUUACUUUACACGAAUGGGGAAAACUCAGAUCUGAUUAUGAAUUUGUCGACAUUGUUAAGUAUAGAGUACUAGUCGCCUGGAGAGAAAAGUAUUCAGGAAGAUUCAGUAACAUAGCAAAAGCUUUACAAGAUAUGGAUUUGACUACCCACACACUGUGCCAGGUAAAAAGAAUCAGAAAAGGUCAUUGUGUUAUCAAUGAAGAAUACAUGGAUUUAAUUCCAACAGAUGAAAUACUAGAUAAACUGGCACAAGUUAUAGGUGUAGUAUCCUUCCAACUGGGUAUAGAAUUAGGAUUACCUAUAACAUCAAUAGAUAUUAUACAGCAUAACAAUGGGCGGGAUUUAGUGGCACAAUGUAAAGAUAUAUUAUUUCAAUGGAGAGAAGACCAGGGAGUCCGGCCAACUAUACGUGUUCUGGUCCAAGCUUUGAUAAAUGUUGAUAGAGGUGCUAAAUGUUUGGAGGAAAUCAUUAAAACAGUUGGUGUGAAGAAAUACACCCCACACGAGGAAGUUAAAGAGGAGAAGGAAGGAAAAGUUCAAACUCUCAUGAAAAAACUGAAUCCUUUCCAGAAGAAGAAAUAGGACAGAUGUUUCAGUUAGUAUUUUUGUAUUGUAGCCAAGUUUUUACACCAUCUAGGCUGUUUGUUAAUCAUGGGGAACAGUUGUUAUAGUGCCUGGUGUGAUUUUCAUGUUAUUAAUAGCAAUUUAUUUAAAAACAAAAGCAAAAAACAAACUCCAAACAAAUACAACUUGGAAAUAUCUAAACCAAAUGUUGAUGGCUCUAUUACAUUGUAACAAGUGAUUCAAAGAGUAUACCCAUUCAAUCUUGUCUUAAUAUACAACCCCUUUAAUAUACCUGAAGUAGUUUAACUGUAGUGUUGUGUAUUUUAGUAUGAUGGAUACAAUUUACACUUUUACAAGAUUGAAGAAAAUGUUUUAUCUUUUCACAAUUUUGUGCAGUAACACAUACUUUUUUUUUUGUAACAAGGCAAAACAUUUCCUUCAAUCGAGCUAUUAAAGCUUUUGAGGAUGCAAAAUACUACGCGCGGAUCGUCUACAUAAGUCUCAUCCAUGAGGCACGAAUCAAACGGGAACCAAAUCUACAGUGAGCAAAGAACGAAGUUGAAGAGCUAUCCCAUGUAAUUAAAUGUUACACUAAUGCAUUAAUUCUAUUAUCUCUAAUUAUACACCAUAUGUAACUGUUGUAUAAUUCCAUUCAUUCUUGAAGAUAUUGAUUUGAUAUUUGGUGUAUUGUUUUCGUCUGAUGAUUUCGUGCAGAGUUAUGGUCCUUGGAUUCAGAAAAUUCACUCAAAUAAUAAGUUUUCCGCACUUUUUUUCGUCAUGCUUGAAGAUAUUGAUUUGAAAAUUGGUAUAUAGUUUUAUCAUGACAAGUUACAGAUCAAGUUCGAAUUGUUCUGGUCUGAUGAUUUUGUGCAGAGUUAUGGUCCAUGGACUUAAAACAUUCACUAAAUAUUCAGUUUUCAACACUUUUUUUCGUCAUGCUUGAAGAUAUUGACUUGAUAUUUGUUAUAUAGUUUACACCAUGACAAGUUAUAGAUCAAAUUUGAAUUUUGUUCCAAUGCAAUGAAUUUUUAACCGGUAGGGAACUAUGUAUUGCCAUGCAAUACUCACAGAAUGCUUGUUAUCUUCAGUUUUCUUUGUAUUCAACAUAUUGAGCUGGUUGAUCUAUUUUUGAUGUCUAAUUAUUGCUAUGGGACUUUUCAUUUCAAAAAUAGUAGUUAGUUUUCUCUGUGCAGAUGACUUUUGCAUGUUCUUUUUUUACUUACAUUUUGCCUAACUAUAUUCCUAAUUAAUUUCAAUUUCCUGUAAAUAUUUGGUUCAUAUUUGUUAGAUUUUUAUUAAUGCCAUUUUUUUAAAUCUCCUCAAUUUUGUAAUCUCUUACCUCAAUUUGGAAAUAAAACAGACAUUAUCUUUUUUGUUUCACGUUUUUCUAUAAGGAUUAUGUCCACUCACUGGAAAAUUUCCAUUUUGGGAUAAUGUGGAUUGCAUUUUUCAUGUCUAUUGUCAAGACAAGUUUGAUGAGAUACCACAGAUACAGUGAGGCCAGCUACAUAAAUUGAUUUACAUCUAGAAGGUUGACAUUAGGAACAGGUUAAGAAAUGAACUUAUCGACAAACGAAAUUAUAACUAUUUUACAUAAAUUUGUGAACUUUCCAAUUUUAUGUUGCACUUCCAGCAUCACUAAACGAUGGAGUACUGUAAAUUCAGAAUUUAUUGCGAGGUUUCUAUUAAUGCAAAAAAUACAUCUGGUUGGGUAUCGCAAUGAAAAGAACUCGUAUUCUGAUAUCCGAUACAUUUAUCUUAUGCAGAUUUCCCGAAAUGGCAAUAAUUAAUCUUGCACUUUUGUUCCCUCUUCAAAAAUUGCAAUAAUAAAUGCACGCAAUGCUAUCUGAAUUAACAGUAUUUAUAUUUCCUAGUUUGACAAUAUUCCAGUACUUUCGUUUAAUGACCCCUUUACUAGAGGGUCGUUCUGCCAAUGAACCAAUUAAAAAAAAUACCAAUAAGUUGAAGACAUUAAUCUUUUAUCAUUGUGAGUAGGCAUAAAGAUAAGAAGAUGUGGUAUAUUUGACAAUGAGACAACAAUCCACCAGAGACCAAAUGACAUAGAAGUUAACAACCAUUUUAGAAUAAGUGUGUUAAUGAUGUCAAAUGAAAAUUUCCAUUUAAUUGAGACAACAUUUUCGUUGUGAAUUUCACUUCAAUUUAUCUUUAACAACAUGUUAGGUAUUAUGAAAAGAGUAGUAACUUCUAAUUUUUUCAGAGAACAAGCCUCAAACCUUUUAAAGUGGAGUUUUGUUGUUGUUUCUGUAGUUUUCUGUGUUGUAUUUUCAGUGACUUUGUUGUUCUUUUAUGCUAUUGUUUUUUCUAUCCUUUGUCAUGAGAAACAAGGUAUUUUCAUACCGGGCAAUCCACCAUAUUAUGAAUCCUAUCUCCAAUUAUAUUAGACAAUGGGUCAUGUUCUAUAUGUUCUAUAGCUUUAUGUGUAGUAUUUUUAUACUAACUGCCUACUUGAUAUCUGUAUUUCCUUUAGCUCACCUGGCCCUAAGGGCCAAGUGAGCUUUUCUCAUCACUUGGCGUCCGUCGUCGUCGUCCGUCGUCGUUAGCUUUUUACAAAAAUCUUCUCCUCCGAAACCACUGGGCCAAAUUUAACCAAACUUGGCCACAAUCAUCAUUAGGGUAUCUAGUUUAAAAAAUGUGUCCGAUGACCCCGCCAACCAACCAAGAUGGCCGCCAUGGCUAAAAAUAAAACAUAGGGGUAAAAUGUAGAUUUUGGCUUAUAUCUCUGAAACCAAAGAAUUUAGAGUAAAUCUGACAGGGUAAAACUGAUUAUCAGGUCAAGAUCUAUCUGCCCUGAAAUUUUCAGACAAAUCUGACAAACUGUUGUUUGGUUGCUACCCCUGAAUUGGUAAUUUUAAUGAAAUUUUGCAGUUUUUAUACGACCGCAAAAAUUAAAAAUUUUUUGGUCGUAUAUUGGUAUGACGUUGGCGUCGUCGUCGUCGUCGUCGUCGUCGUCGUCGUCGUCCGAAGACACAUUGGUUUUCGCACUCUAACUUUAGUUUAAGUGAAUGGAUCUCCAUGAAAUUUUACCAUAAGGUUCAAUACCACGAAAGGAAGGUGGGGAUUGAUUUUGGGGGUUAUGGUACCAACAGUUAAGGAAUUAGGGGCCAAAAAUAAGCAUUUUUGUAACUUCCAGACAUAACUUGUGUGCAAGUGUAUGGAUCUCUCUGACAUUGUACCACAAGGUUCCAUAUCACUAAGGGAAUGCUGGGAUUGAUUUUGGGGGUAAUUGCCUCCAAAUUUUAGGAAUUAGGGGCCAAAAAGGGGCAAAAAACAAGCAUUUUUCUUGUUUCAUGACAAUAACUUGUAUGUAAGUGUAUGGAUCUCUCUGACAUUGUAUCACAAGGUUCCAUAUCACAAAGGGAAUGCUGGGAUUGAUUUUGGGGGUAAUUGCCUCAAAAUUUUAGGAAUUAGGGGCCAAAAAAAGGGCAAAAAACAAGCAUUUUUCUAGUUUCAUGACAAUAACUUGUGUGUAAGUGUAUGGAUCUUUAUGAAAUUGUACUACACAGUUCCAUAUCACAAAGGGAAAGCUGGAAUUGAGUUUGGGGGUAAUUGCCCGAAACGUUUAGGAAUUGGGGGCCAAAAAGGGGCCAAAAAUAAGCAUUUUUCUAGUUUCCAGACAAUAACUUGUGUUCAAGUGUAUGGAUCUCUCUGAAAUUGUACUGCAAGGUACCAUACCACAAAGGGAAGGCUGGGAUUGAAUUUGGGGGUGAUGAAUCAUAAGGGGGUUCAAAAAAUUUGGGGGGGGGAGAUUUUUUUUUUUUUUUUUUUUCUUUUUUUCCUUU
This is a messenger RNA of Mytilus californianus (California mussel), 6828 nucleotides long. RefSeq lists its product as uncharacterized. The record is from RefSeq and is a predicted model, not a curated record. The transcript has 15 exons. Gene Ontology annotation, biological process: signal transduction. Bases 173 to 3046 code for a protein of 957 amino acids. Lineage: Eukaryota; Metazoa; Mollusca; Bivalvia; Mytilida; Mytilidae. Gene Ontology annotation, molecular function: protein binding.